CAGAGUAGUAAAUUAUUCUGUUGCUGUUUUAAUUUAACAGUUUACCCAACACCUUCAUUCAAUAAACUAUUGUACAUACAUAUUUAUAUAUUUAUAUAUUCACCCACACUUACACUUACUCAUCACUCUAAAAAGAUAAAAUGUCCAAUUGUGUUUUUUUAUAAAAAAUGCUUUCCAGUCAUAAAUAAUCAACUGAUUUAAUUUUAAUUUUUCUAUCAAUACAUACAUAUAUACAUUUUUAUACUUAUAUACAUUUUUAAUUACAAUUACCAUGGCUAUGAAAAUAUUGCUGCGCUUGGAAAUUAGAAAAUUAUCUGGAGCACAACAUUUUAGCACAAAGCCAAAGCCAAAAUUCGGUUUAAUAUUUGACAUAGAUGGUGUGAUAGUACGUGGAAAAACUGUCUUGCCACCGGUGCCCGAAGCGUUCAAACGUUUGAAAGACAACGAUGGAAAAUUCCGUAUCCCUACGAUAUUUGUAACGAACAGUGGGAACUCCUUGCGCUCUGAAAAAGCUGCCGACUUGUCUAAAUGGAUCGGCUACGAAAUAACUGAAGAUCAAGUGGUGCUGGCUCACUCGCCACUUUGUUUGUUCAAGCAAUUCCACGAUAAACGGGUCCUAAUUUCCGGCCAGGGCCCGAUAAAACAAAUCGCUGAAGAGCUGGGGUUCAAGAAGACGGUCACCGUUGAUGAGCUGGCUAAAAAUUUUCCUAGCUUAGAUUACGUUAAUAAAGACCGUAGGAAUCCGACUUGCGGGCCAGUAGACCCUGACUUUAAGCCAAUUGAGGGAAUUGUUCUGCUGAGUGAACCCACGACCUGGGAAACUCCGCUUCAAUUGAUGGUUGACGUCUUGAUGACCCAAGGAAUGCCCUCGUCGUUACCAUCGGAAAUUCCUUACCCUCAUUUGCCGAUCCUCGCUUGCAAUAUGGAUUUGCUGUGGGUCUCAGAGGCUCCGAUCCCUCGCUACGGGCAUGGCGCUUUCCUCGUUUGUCUCGAGUCUUUGUAUAAAAAAGUUACUGGCAAGGAUUUAAUUUAUAAUGCGCUGAUUGGUAAACCUAGUGAAGUUACUUAUUAUCACGCAAAUCAUAUGAUUAUGAACCAUGCUAAGAAAAUUGGAAUCGAUCAUAAUAUCGAUACUAUUUACGCUGUCGGUGACAACAUAAAUACUGACAUAUUUGGCGCAAAUUUGUACGACAAAUACUUGGCAAGAUAUUCAAAAGGCAAAGCAACAAAGUCUCGUGGUCUGGAAUCGUUGCUGGGUACUAAUUUAGUUGCACCGAAUGUUAAAGCGUGUAUCAGUAUUCUGGUGGAGACUGGGGUCCAUAGAAGGGAUUCAGAGUUCAUUGCUGAACAUUGUCCACGUGAUUUUUUGCCACUGGAGAGUGGACUUGCACGCCCGGCUUUCGUUGUCAAAGACGUCGGCGAGGCGAUUGAUCUCGUGUUGAAAGAAGAAAAAAUAGAUCAAGAUUAAUCAUAAUAAUUUUCUAGGGUAAAAUAUUUUACAAUCAUGUUGAUAAAUUUUUUUAAUCGAAAUCGAUAUCGAGUGUUCAGAGUACAAAAUCCUCUUCUUUAUUAAAACAUCGAAUCGACUGGUGCGAAAAUUUAAAAUUUUAUUUUAAUUUUUUAAAUUUGUAAAUACAUCACUUGUAUCUGAAUAUUAGCAAUAAUUAUGUAGAUUCGAUGCCGUUAUUAGUCAAAAGAAUUUAUUAAUAAUAAUAAUAGUAAAAAGAAUCAAGUAGUGAUUUAUAAAUAAACUUAUAAUUAAUCUGAUAAAUUUAAAAAAAAAAUAUGUUCAAGUUACUACGCUUUAGUAGUAUUCAUUUUGAUUGAUAUAUUUUUUUUCGCAGUAAAAAUGCGAUUUUAUUUUAUUUAUAAACGGACAACUAUACAUUAUAUACAGAAUACAUAUAUUUUUUUAUAAAAAAAAGUAAUUAAUAAAUAAUAAUGAUUAUUAAAGUUGUAAAGAUAUUUUUUGGUAGACUGUACAUAUAAUGGGACGUAGAUCGUCCGGUGUCUUGCCAUAAAUAAUUAGAAUACCUCAUUGUUAUAUUAACAAUUUAUCUGUUUAAAAUAAUUCAGUAGGGAGCCAGGAACAAAAUGUAAAUGAAAAUUAAUUAAUUGAUUAAACGAAGAAAAAAAAACAG
Microplitis demolitor is the source of this 2141-nucleotide messenger RNA. Its product is annotated as haloacid dehalogenase-like hydrolase domain-containing 5. The coding region runs from base 272 to 1468 and encodes 398 amino acids. Gene Ontology annotation, cellular component: mitochondrion. The transcript has 3 exons. NCBI's taxonomy places the organism in Eukaryota, Metazoa, Arthropoda, Insecta, Hymenoptera, Braconidae. Gene Ontology annotation, biological process: glycerophospholipid biosynthetic process. The record is from RefSeq and is a predicted model, not a curated record.